Molecule: messenger RNA, 2326 nt
Organism: Sinocyclocheilus anshuiensis
Lineage: Eukaryota; Metazoa; Chordata; Actinopteri; Cypriniformes; Cyprinidae
Product: ADP-ribosylation factor-like protein 4C
Exons: 1
Coding region: 390-968 (192 amino acids)
Molecular function (GO): GTP binding; GTPase activity
Source: RefSeq, a predicted model, not a curated record
GGGCGGAGUUUCUCCAGUGUGAGGAGCAGCUGCUGCAGGGUCACCGCUGGCUUCCAUUCACUACCAUACACUCGCUUGUGUCCAUCACCACGUGAGUAAGCGCGCUCAUGCCUAGAGGAGAUUUCUGAUCACAUUCAUUCAUAUCUGAUGUGGACGAGCGCCGGGAGAGACUGAACGCCGAGCCGUCAGAAGGAAUUUUCAGCAGGUUGUGGUGGGAAUGGUGAUGUGAGCCGUUACUGCGGAGACUCUCCGCUCAUAGAGGAGUGUUUACAGAGCAGAUCUCACGCGCACUGCAAUGAUCGCUUCAUCACAUCCAGUCUGAAUUUGGUCGAAUCGCUGGUGCCGACGGGGUCUGCAUUGGUUUUACCCCUACUAACGAGGAGAUCAAAAUGGGGAACAGUUUCUCCAACAUAUCUGCGUUUCAGUCCCUCCAUAUAGUGAUGCUUGGCUUGGACUCCGCAGGGAAAACCACGGUCCUUUACAGACUGAAAUUCAACGAGUUUGUCAACACUGUGCCUACAAUAGGAUUCAACACGGAAAAAUUCAAGCUGAGUAACGGCACGGCCAAAGGAAUAAGCUGUCAUUUCUGGGACGUUGGUGGGCAGGAGAAACUCCGGCCCUUGUGGAAAUCUUACAGUAGGUGCACGGAUGGCAUCAUUUAUGUGGUGGACUCUGUAGACGUGGAUCGACUGGAGGAGGCCAAGACGGAGCUGCAUAAAGUGACCAAAUUCGCUGAAAACCAAGGAUCGCCGCUGUUAGUAAUAGCUAAUAAACAGGACCUGCCGAGAUCUCUGUCUGUUGCGGAUAUAGAGAAGCAGCUGGCGCUCCAGGAGCUCACGCCUGCCACUACGUACCACAUCCAACCGGCCUGUGCCAUCAUAGGCGAGGGGCUUCACGAAGGCAUGGACAAACUGUACGAAAUGAUAGUCAAACGACGAAAAAGCCUCAAACAGAAGAAAAAGCGAUAACUCUCUACAAAGCCUGCACCUGACGUUUCCAUUGCUGAUGGCCUGAGUCACUGGGUUUGCCAUUUCAACGUUGCACUGUUGACAUUCAUCUGAAUGGUUGUUUGUUGUUGAGCUGGAUUUAUGUUGCAUAUGAUCUUGGUGGCGCAGAUGAACCAAAAAUGUAAAACAAAAAAAAAAGGAAAUAAUUUGUUACAAGGGCUGGUCCCGAUUAAGCUGCCAUUCAUUUGCAUAGCCUGGUCAUCAGUUUGAAGGAGUUCUCUACUGAAGCACUGUGAAAAACGCUGUAACAUUUCAUGGAAUGCUUGAUAUCUUAUUUUGACUCUUAUGGAACAUAGAGUGAACUUCUGAGAACAUUAUCGAGAACUGUAGCUUCAAAAUCCCAGAAUGAAAUUGGGGUUUGAGGACUUUGUAAUUCACAAAAUUACUGUAACUUCACUGGGCCUGAGUGAGUAUGAGGUCUCGUGAAGACGUCUAGAUUUACAGGAACUCUGAAGAACACAAAUGAUGGACUGGGCAUUGCCUGUGACACGGUUCACCUCUAAGCACUUUUUUUCUUACCAAGAUAGUAGUGUACAACACUGUAGAUCAGAUAUUAGACUGUCCGUGUAUUACAAAGUCAAGAUGAAUCCUGAAGUAUUUUUCAAUUAAAAUGUGUGUUAAAGCAAACACCUUAUCUCAUGUUCUGUAUCAGGAUGAUAUGAGGGUUAAAGGUAUUUAAGGUGAGUGCAGCUGUUUCAUGGAUGAAUCUCUCACCUCAUAUUUAUCUUUUUCAGAAGAAAUUGUGAUAGCGUUGACUUCUGUACGUGUAUGUGUUAUAGGAUCAUUGGGAAAUUUCACAAGUAUGAACUAAUCUGGGCUUUUUCAGGCUCUGUUAAGGGGGAGGUAAUUUUGAGUCUACCAAGCUUUCUCUAAACAUUGAAAGAAGCCAUAAAGAAACAGACUGAUCACUUUUCAUUUGAACUAGCUUGGGUGUUUUACCUUCAGCAUACUUGAAUUGAACAAACUCCUGCAAUUUUAUAUACAUUCAUUUUGUGGUUAACUACAAAAACAUAUAUAUUUAAUUUACAAAUUUUUGUGCAAAAGGUGUGUGUUUGGAUAGCCAUGCCUUUGUUGUAUUAGCUUAAUUGAAUAAGACCCCUUUCCAGCCAUGCUGACAAUGGUGUCUUUCUAUCCCAUAUAACUCUAGGGUUUCAUCCCAAGAGGAAAGAGAUGGUCAGUCUAUUCAAAACCCCCAUUUAAAAAACCUGUCUGAUCACGUUCAGCCCCAAUUAUAGCAAUAGGCUGUGGUCUUACCUGAAAUUUGGAAUUUGACUACAUUUUAAAUUUCCAGGAAAUAAUUAUAUAGGCUAAUGUUAUGU